This is a messenger RNA of Menidia menidia (Atlantic silverside), 930 nucleotides long. The record is from the annotation of a GenBank genome assembly. Lineage: Eukaryota; Metazoa; Chordata; Actinopteri; Atheriniformes; Atherinopsidae.
AUGGGUUUAAUCACAGGAGUGUGCACUUUCUUGUACCACCUUCCGCAGAUCUACAAAUGGCUACUGAAGCCUUACUACGUCGCUUCAUUCUUCAUGACCAUUGCUUUCCCGUUGCUCCGAAAGGCUCCUGGUCUCUGCGAGCACCUGGCGACCGACAGGGAGGACGGCAACUCCUGCGACUUUGACUGGAGAGAGGUGGAAAUCCUCAUGUUUCUCAGUGCCAUAGUGAUGAUGAAGAACAGAAGAGCAAUCACGGUGGAGCAGCACAUCGGCAACUUGUUCAUGUUCAGCAAAGUGGCAAACGCCAUUCUCUUCUUCAGGCUGGACAUCCGACUCGGCAUUCUCUACCUGGCACUGUGUGUCGCAUUUGUGAUGACCUUAAAGCCUCCUCUCUACAUGGGCCCAGAGUACAUCAAGUACUUCAGUGACAAGACCAUAGAUGAGGAGCUGCAGAAGGACAGCCGCGUCACCUGGAUUGUGGAGUUUUAUGCCAACUGGUCCUCUGACUGCCAGUCCUUUGCUCCGGUCUUUGCUGACCUCUCUCUCAAGUACAACUGUGCUGGACUCCGCUUUGGGAAGGUGGACAUUGGCCGCUAUGGAGAGGUGUCGCAGAGGUACAGGGUUAGUACAUCUCCUCUGGCCAAGCAGCUGCCCUCACUGAUACUUUUCCAAAGUGGACGAGAGGUUAUGAGGCGUCCCAUGGUGGACAGCAAGGGGAGGGCUGUGUCGUGGACCUUUAAUGAGGACAACAUCAUCCGAGAGUUUAAUCUCAAUGAGCUCUUCCAGAAAUCGAAGAAGCUGAACAAAAGCCUUGCCUUGAAGGGAGAGAAGCAGGAGAACGGUUCUCAGGCAGAGGAGGGCAGCGAUGAGGCGCAGGAGGCCGACAACCCAGAGCCAACAGCCCAGAGAGAGAGCAAGAAAGACCAGUGA